Patiria miniata (bat star) is the source of this 1868-nucleotide messenger RNA. RefSeq names its product piRNA biogenesis protein EXD1-like. NCBI's taxonomy places the organism in Eukaryota, Metazoa, Echinodermata, Asteroidea, Valvatida, Asterinidae. Gene Ontology annotation, biological process: nucleobase-containing compound metabolic process. Bases 1 to 1080 code for a protein of 359 amino acids. The transcript has 4 exons. Gene Ontology annotation, molecular function: nucleic acid binding; 3'-5' exonuclease activity. The record is from RefSeq and is a predicted model, not a curated record.
AUGACUGGGAGGCCUGACGAAGCCUCGCCAUUGCAGAGCUCUCCUUGCUGCAAGUCGACCACAUUGGCCAGCUUGACCUUGUACAGAUGCCAGAGACAGUCUGAGUCCGCCCGGCAGUCAAACAUCAGCUUCUCCCGGCCAGGGUCCUCCAGUAAUUCCUUAAGGCCCUCAUCGAAGACCUUGGCUCCAAGGGCCUUAAUAUCACACAGAUCUGCGGGCUCAGUGGAAAAGGUCGACUUCGAGAUUGUAGAUCAGGAGGAUCAGAUACAACCGGCCUUAACCAGAAUCCGUGAUGAUAUCGGUGAGACCCUGUCGGUCAACUGCGAAGGGGAGGACCUCAGCCGCAGAGGAAAGCUCUCCCUGGUUUGUGUGGCAUCAGCACUGGGAAAAUACACCUUCCUGUUUGAUAUCAAGACCCUUGGAGCCAAGGUCUUCGAUGAGGGCAUGAGGGAGAUACUGGAGGACCCUGGCCGGGAGAAGCUGAUGUUUGACUGCCGACAGGACUCGGAUUGUCUCUGGCAUCAGUACAAGGUCAAGCUAGCAAAUGUCUUGGAUCUCCAACCUAUCGAGGUGAUAUUCAGAGAGCUUCGCGCCAGGAAACCAGACCGCAAGCGUCUGGUGUCGGGGUACAUGCGCUGCCUGCAGAACUACCGGGGAUCGGCACAGGCGAGGCUGAUACAGCUGAAGACAGCGUGCAGGCCGCUGAUGGCAAACUCGGGAAGGGUGUGGAUGGAGCGGCCGAUUCAAAACAAGUUGCUGGAUCUUGCAGCCUUGGGCAUUCAAGGUUAUUAUCCCCUCUUCCGGCAUAUGACUUGCCUCGGCAACAACCAGGCCAGGUACGCGUCUCAGAAGUACGUAGAGUUCCUUAGAGAGCGCGAGGUUCGCCUUUACGACAAGUACGAGAGGAAUGCGUACUUGCCGUGGCGCGUUAUUCCAAGGAGCGGGGACGCGUCGGGGGUGUACAGCGAGGAGACUGUGUGCGUUGGCUGCAAGCGCAGUUUCCCGCGCUCCGAUUUCAGCUCUGUAACCGCGGGAAAUCAAAGAUGUCCCGUGUGUUUGAAAGUCUAUUAUGAAAACUAAUUAAAUCGGGCAGAUCUAGUAGCUAUAGUGUCGAGUCGGCCAAUCUUAAAUCGAAAGAAACGAACCUGCAAGCAAAACUUGAAGGUUGUAGGCCAUUAAGAUGCUAGGCCAUUAAGACUUGCUCUGAUGAAAAUAUUUUUUUUUAAAGUCAUCUCAGUUAUUAAAAAAAAAUCUCACAAUAUUUCGAAGAUGUCCAAAAUAAAAAAAAACACAUGGGCCAAGGUAUGCAAGCACUUAUGAGAAAUAAUGGCGCGGCUUCUUUGUGUUUCCAUGGUAAUUUCGUAUACUGAUUGCUUGCUUUAUAUUUGUAUUUUGUCUGCAUUGUGAUUUACUUUGGAUCUUAAUGUUAAUGGUUUAAAGUUCUAAGUAUGGAUGUGUUUUUUAUGGUGUUUUUUAAACAAGUAUCUAUUUUUGUGUUUAUAGCUUAGUUUACUUUGGUAAGACUAAUCAUUGAUGGGCUUUUUUUUAUGAAGUUGUGUCUGUGACAUAGCAAAUUAAAGUUUGUAUUCAUACCGUAUUGUUUUAUAUUAAUACAUAUAUAUAUAUAUAUAUAUUAAAUCAGUACGAUUUAUUCAUACUGCCUAAACCUAUACGCAAAAGCCUCGAUAGAGGGCGCAAUACCUGUCACCCGCUCGAUUUCGCAAUUUUAUUGGAUUAAGCUACACAAGCGAAUGAAUUUUUUUACAAACCGAAACCGUCGUAAAUUAAAGUGUGAAUGACAAAACUUUUGUUUAAGAAAUUCUUUUUUUUUAUGUUGUGAGCAGUUAUAGUUAUUAAAGAACUGAUUA